CUUGCUGGGUGUUUGUACGGGGAGUUGAAAGGCGCACAGCCGCAGUGCAGCAGCGGUGUCGGGGUUCGUGGAAGAGCCUCGUUGUUACUCUGUUUCUCCAGCGUCGAAGAAAAAAAAAAACAGCAACAUAAUAAAAUAACACAGCCAGUCACAACUAGACGUGUUGCAUAGCUUCUAAUUAAUGUGACAGGAUUAGCAUGUUUGGCUAGUAGCUGUGUGUGUUGUGUAGUUGUGCUGUUGAGGGGGGUCGUGAGUACGAUACCGCCUCUCCUUUAACCUCUUGGCAUUUUCAAUUCAUCUCGCAAGCAGCCCAUUCACAGCCACGCUCUUUGUUUUCUUCUCCAAGGUUAGGGCUAAGCUACUUUCAUUACACGGUUUUAAAACGUCGGGAAGUGACUCCCUGGCAGUGUUCAACGUGCAGUUCCCUGUUUUGGCCAAUGCUUGCUGCGCUACAGCAUGACCACAGCAGUGUCUGCUCAUCUGGUAGUUCUGGCAAAUGAAAAUGGAGGAGGUUUCAGUGUCCAGCCUGGACAACAGCAAGCUGGAGGCCCUAGCUCAGGACAUCCUGUCUGACCUGGUGGAGGAUGCGUGCCUGGGACUUUGCUUUGAGGUCCACCGGGCAGUAAAGCAGGGCUAUUUUUUCCUCGAUGACACGGACCAAGAAAGUAUGAGGGACUUCGAAAUUGUGGACCAGCCAGGACUGGAUGUGUUUGGCCAAGUGUACAACCAGUGGAAAAACAAGGAGUGUGUAUGUCCCAACUGUAGCCGGAGUAUUGCUGCCUCACGCUUUGCUCCACACCUGGAGAAAUGUCUGGGAAUGGGACGUAACAGCAGCCGUAUAGCCAACCGCAGAAUAGUCACUGGUAACAACACCAACAACAAGUCAGAGAGUGACCAAGAGGACAAUGACGACGUCAAUGAUAACGACUGGUCUUACGGGGCAGAAAAGAAAGCUAAGAAAAGGAAAUCUGAUAAGAAUCCAAACUCGCCAAGAAGAUCCAAAUCAUUCAAGCAUAAGAACAGCAUGAUGGGUCCCAGACGUCGCAUGGACAACCAGGAGAGCCCGCGCAUGCUGAUGAAAGAUGAGGCAUUCUCACAAUAACACAAACACAAACAUUCUCUCACCAUCGUGUGUGCGGAGAUGCACACAGAGACACGCUCACGGGAUGACCAACAACACUUCACCUUUGGUUCUUUAUGUUGUGAAAUGAAUGGACGCUGAUGGUUAAAGGCAACAUUUGUGGUGUUUGCUGCUCUGCAGAAGCAGUCCAGAGCUCCCAACCUUAUACUUGACAAAUUUAUUUUUAUUCAGAAAAUCAUUGUACCAACACUUGUUUUGUUUUGUUUGUUUUUUUUUAAAAAGAAAAUUUUCUGUAGUUAUCAUUUUCGACUGAUACUUUUCACCAAAUAUGAUUUCACUGCACAGAUGUAAACUUUGGUGUAAUUCAUUCAGAGACGGUGUACGCUUACAGUAUUAUUUUGUUUCUUUUCAUAAAAUACAGAAAUGAUUACACAGUGGAUGUCCUUAUAUUACCUCACAUUUUACAAUCUCAAUCUUUGAAAAAAAAUAAUAAUGUCAAAGACAAUCAUUGCUAAUGGUUUGUCUUUUAUUUUCACCUUUCAAAGCAUCUGUCGUUCACCUGUGGAAACUUGUUUCACAAUGUUCAGGACAUGAACUCCUGAAGUGCAGAAGCAGGUAUUUGGUGCAGAAAGCAGGUUUCUUCAUUUUUCUUUUUUUUUUGGUGGAUAGAGUUGCUUGUUUUCUAGCAUUGAAAUAUGUCUUUGUAUCAUGUGUUUACAUUGUAAAGGGUUACAUAUGUCCUUGGUGUGAUGUGAUAGUGUAAAUAUUCUAAUAGUUGAAUUGCUGCUAUCAUGGCUCAGUUUGUUUCAUCUGUCUAGCAAAAUAAAUGAUUUGUUAUCUGUC
This is a messenger RNA of Oreochromis aureus, 1924 nucleotides long. RefSeq names its product ataxin 7 like 3b (gene atxn7l3b). The record is from RefSeq and is a predicted model, not a curated record. Bases 497 to 1102 code for a protein of 201 amino acids. Gene Ontology annotation, cellular component: DUBm complex; SAGA complex. Lineage: Eukaryota; Metazoa; Chordata; Actinopteri; Cichliformes; Cichlidae. Gene Ontology annotation, molecular function: transcription coactivator activity. The transcript is spliced from 9 exons. Gene Ontology annotation, biological process: positive regulation of DNA-templated transcription; regulation of transcription by RNA polymerase II.